AUGGCCAUGGCGUGGGUCCUGCUGCUGGUAACUGCAGGGCUAAGCAUGGCCACAGCUGGCCCGGUCCCCACUUCUAAGCCCGCCACAACCUGGAAGGGCUGUGACAUCGGCAGGUUCAAAUCUCUGUCACCACGGGAGCUGGAAGCCUUCAAGAUGGCCAAGGAUUCCUUGGAAAAUUCACUAAAAAACUGGAGUUGCAUCUCCCGCCUCUUCCCUAGAAACCGGGACCUGAGACAGCUGCAGGUGUGGGAGCGCCCCGUGGCCUUGGAGGCUGAGCUGACCUUGACCCUAAAGGUCCUGGAGACCAUGGCUGAUAGGUCCCAGGGGGGCAUCCUGGACCAGCCCCUUCACACUCUGCGCCACAUCCACUCUGAGCUCCAGGACUGUGUCAAGGCUCAGCCCAUAGUAGGCCCUCAGCCCCGAGGCCGCCUCCACCACUGGCUGCACCGGCUUCAUGAGGCCUCAAAGAAGGAGUCUCAAGGCUGCCUCGAGGCCUCUGUCUUGUUCAACCUCUUCCGCCUCCUCAAAAAGGACCUGGAAUGUGUCGCCAGUGGAGACCUGUGUGUCUGA
Lutra lutra (Eurasian river otter) is the source of this 570-nucleotide messenger RNA. Its product is annotated as interferon lambda-1-like. NCBI's taxonomy places the organism in Eukaryota, Metazoa, Chordata, Mammalia, Carnivora, Mustelidae. The coding region runs from base 1 to 570 and encodes 189 amino acids. The transcript is spliced from 5 exons. The record is from RefSeq and is a predicted model, not a curated record. Gene Ontology annotation, molecular function: cytokine activity. Gene Ontology annotation, biological process: innate immune response; cell surface receptor signaling pathway via JAK-STAT; positive regulation of immune response.